This is a messenger RNA of Solanum verrucosum, 642 nucleotides long. RefSeq lists its product as uncharacterized. The transcript has a single exon. Bases 1 to 642 code for a protein of 213 amino acids. The record is from RefSeq and is a predicted model, not a curated record. Lineage: Eukaryota; Viridiplantae; Streptophyta; Magnoliopsida; Solanales; Solanaceae.
AUGAAGGAUUUGUUGACCAAAAAGAGGUCUGUGAGUUUUGAGGAUGAAGAAAGGUUGCAACAUUGUAGUUCUAUUGCUACGCGGUCACUAGUGCAAAACAAUGAGGAUCCUGAAGCUUUCACUAUUCCUUGUGCCAUUGGGAUGUUGCAUUUUGCAAAGGCCUUGUGUGAUUUGGGUGCCAACAUUAAUCUGAUUCCAUUGUCGAUCUACAAGAAGUUGGGUUUAGGGGCUCUAAAAUCGACUGUGAUGCGUCUACUCAUGGUUGAUAGAACUGUGAAGAAGCCUAUUGGUGUUCUCCAAGAUAUCUUUGUGAAAAUGGAGUCAUUCAUUAUUCCAGCGGAUUUUGUGAUACUUGAUUGUGAGGUUGAUUUUGAGGUCCCCAUCAUCUUAGGGAGACCAUUCCUUGCUACAGGGUGUGCCUUAGUCGAUAUGGAGAGAGGACAGAUGAAUUUCCGACUGAAUAAUGAGGAAGUGAAUUUUAAUAUUUGUAGGUCUAUGAAGCAGGAAAGUGAUCUUAAGUCGGUAUUAGUGGUGAAUCAUAUUGUGGAGCGAGUUUCCGAAGUGUCUAUUGAAGAGAGAUUAGGUGGUGAUGCACUGGCAGCAGUAAUGAUGAAUUUUGACAGUGAUGGUAUUGAAGACUGA